UGGUGGAAAGGAAUGCGUUUUUUUCAUCUGCCUGCGUCGUUUGCCUAAUCCCUAAAAAUGGAAGCCAGAGAAAACUCGCUACCCGUAGAUGCUGCUGUUUCGAGCGCCGGUGUACGAGUCAGACAUUCUGGACACUUGAUCGACCCAACAAGAUGCAGAUGUUGGCCAAAAUGGAUCAAUGGAGUUUUGUGGAACUGGAGCUAAGGAACAACCAUUGCGGAAUACAGCUGAAGGUAAACGUUUUGCUCACCGCUCUCAAAGCAUCCAGUAACUCCAAGGAGCUGGAACUUGGUAAGGCCCUUCAUUUGAAUGGCAUUGGCAGCGGACACUACUCAAAUCCUUACGUAACUAACAGCCUGGUCAACAUGUAUGCCAAGUGUGGGAGCCUGGUCGAUGCGAAGCAGGUCUUCGACAGCAUGCAAGCUCGAGAUGCGGCAACUUGGAAUAGUCUCAUCAAGGGAUACGUGAUGAAUGGAAAGAGCGAGAUGGCCUGGGAGCUCUUUUCGAAAAUGGACUGUGCACCCGACGACUUGACGUUUGUAGCUGCCGCAACGGCAUGCGCGAGCUUGGCGGCGAGUGAACGGGGGAGGAAUUUUGGUACAGGAACAGUGAAAGUGAACAGUCUGGAGAGGGGAAUGGCUCUUCACUCACAGGCUGAAAAGUCCGGUUAUGGCUCCAGGAUCUUCUUGACAAGUACACUGGUUGAUAUGUACGCCAAGUGUGGGAGUAUGGUGGAUUCCCGUGCGACUUUCGACAGGAUGGUAUCUCACGACGUCGUCUCGUGGAAUUCUCUGAUCCUGGGCUACGUAGAGAACGGGGAAGUCGAGCUGGCUUUGGGAGUUUUCGAGAGCAUGGACCUCGAACGGGACUCUCAGGCUUACGUCGCUGCUCUAGUGGCAUGUGCGAGCCUGGCAGACAAGGAAACAGCGGUGGUGGUCGACGGGAAGCCUGUGAAACAGAAAUGCCUGGAGAGAGGACGGGACUUACACUCUCGAGCUGCAAGCUCUGGAUAUGACAGGGACAGCUACGUAGCAGGGACUCUGAUUGACAUGUAUGCCAAGUGCGGGAGCAUGGACGACUCGCAGCGCGUCUUCGACAAGAGCCAUCGUCAGGAUGCAGUGUUGUGGAACACACUCGUGCUGGGAUACGCUGAAAACGGCCAGCCUGAGAAAGCUGUGGAGGCUUUUGACGCAAUGGAAGCCAGUGGCUGCAAGCCAAACAUCCGCAGCUUCAUAUCCGCGCUGGUGGCUUGCGGGAGUUUGGCCUCGCAGGAGCAGCAAGGCAGCAGCAACAUCAACCUGACAAUGCCGCUGAACCUCCGGUGUCUGGACAAGGUCAUGUCUCUUCACUCUCGGGUAACCAGGGAGGAAGGCGAGUGCCAGAUCUUCUUCGGCAACACGCUGGUGGAUGCGUACGCCAAGUGCGGCAGCAUGCUCGACUCCCGGAGAGUAUUCGAUCGGAUGCAGCGCCACGACGUGGUUUCCUGGACGGCGCUCAUACUCGGCUACAGCGACAACGGACUCAACGGCCUGGCCGUGGACCUCUUCUUCCGGAUGACGACCACGAGCACCACCGGGGCCAUCACUCCUUUGGCUAGCAGCGACGAACACGUCGAUACCUCCUGGCCGAGACCAAACGCGCGGACGUUCGUGGCGGUGCUCAUCGCUUGCACCCGGCUGGGGGCGCUGGAGGUCGGGCGGAGGAUCCACUCGCAGGCCCGAGACGCCGGCUUCCACACGGACGCCUUCCUCGCCAACACGCUGGUGGACUUCUACGCAAAGUGUGGCUGCAUGGACGAGGCCGAGGCGGUCUUCUCCGCGCUCGAGAGCAAGAGCCUGGUGGCAUGGAGCGCGCUCAUCUCCGGCUAUAGCUGCCACGGCUCCACGGACGAGGCGUUUGCGGCGCUGGAGAAGAUGCGUGCCAGCGGCAUACCGCCAGACGGCGUCACCUUCCUGUCCGUUCUCACAGCGUGCAGCCACGGCGGCCUGGUGGAGAAAGGGCUGUCCUACUUCGAAUCGAUGGCGCCGCGGUAUGGCGUGACUCCGGGCGUGGAGCACUACCAUUGCGUGGUGGACAUGCUGGGGCGGGCCAACCGGGUGGUGGAGGCAGUGAAGCUGGCCAAGGAGAUGCCGUUUGAGGCGACGGUGGUAACUUGGACGACGGUGCUGGGGGCGUGCCACAAGUGGGGAAAUGCGGUGCUGGGGAAGCUCGCGUUUGAUCGGGUGGUGGCACUGGAUGCACGGGCCGAGUCUGCGUACGUGCUCAUGGGGAAUAUCUAUGGGGGCCUGGGGCUGAGGAGGGAACAAGAGGAGAUUGGGGCCAUGAGGGACAAAGCAAUGUUUAGCUAGCUGUGGGCCACAUGGGGUAACCUCUUUGUGUUUUAGCUUGUUUGCAUUUGCAUGGCACUCAGGCCAUAUUGUUGAUGGUUGCAUCUCUGGGAGUUAAAGCUCAUGGCAAAUGCCUUAAAAGUAUGCACCACUGUAGAAUUUGCCCAAAUGGGGCAAAUGCUGCAAGCAUUCCCACUUAGAUUUCGUUGAAACACAAUGAGUAUAUAUUGAUCUUUGAUCACUCCUUGUCUACCAUGCUGA
Molecule: messenger RNA, 2588 nt
Organism: Selaginella moellendorffii
Lineage: Eukaryota; Viridiplantae; Streptophyta; Lycopodiopsida; Selaginellales; Selaginellaceae
Product: pentatricopeptide repeat-containing protein At2g33680-like
Exons: 3
Coding region: 153-2348 (731 amino acids)
Biological process (GO): RNA modification
Molecular function (GO): RNA binding; protein binding
Source: RefSeq, a predicted model, not a curated record